Daphnia pulicaria is the source of this 3425-nucleotide messenger RNA. RefSeq lists its product as uncharacterized. The transcript is spliced from 5 exons. Lineage: Eukaryota; Metazoa; Arthropoda; Branchiopoda; Diplostraca; Daphniidae. Bases 656 to 3031 code for a protein of 791 amino acids. The record is from RefSeq and is a predicted model, not a curated record.
AUAUCCUCCUCCUCUCUCUUCUACUUCUUCUUUUCGGUACCCAGACAGACACACAGGUACACCAGAGUCCUCGUGGUCGAAACCGUGCAGUCUGCUCUUGUAUGUCGUGCAGUUAGGUCUCUCUGCUCUCACCGGUUCUUAAAAACAAAAAACCUUUUUUUAAAAGAAGAAGAAGUUGGGUUUUUAUUUUAAUCCCCUCUUUUAUUUUUAACCCUCAUCUGAUUAUAUUCGUGACGCGUUCCAUCGUCAAGGAAAAAAACCAGAAUAGCUGGUCGCCUUUCAGAAAUGGAUGGAUGAUGUGAUUAAAUCCAUCGAGAUGGCUCCGGAUCUUGAGAGAAAAUAACCAAAAGGAUCAAGAAAGAGAAAAAGGAUCCUCCCAAGAGUCAACCGACGGCACCACUAUGGCUGAGCUGCUGCUGGUGGAAUCAAGCGGCCACCAAUCCCGAUCGGAACCAGUUGAGAGAACUUUAUCAGACGGACUCGAGUCCACCGGUUCCCAAUAGAUUCCACACACACACACAGAGCCUUGUCUAUCAGUCGAAAACAAUUGCCGUCUGCAAAUAAGCCAGAAAGAAAGUGGACGAAAAACUAUCGAGUCCCCGUGAAAAAAAAGGAACGAACGAAAAGAAGACGUCACCCAUAAAAGGCAAACAAAAUGACCUUACCAAAAAGAGAUGGAGAACAAGAAGAGUUGAAUAAAGGAGGAAAAAGUCAAGUCAUUUAUUGCAACAAAACAACGUACACAAGACAACACGCCCCCGUGAUGAUGAUGUCGACGACGCAUGCGUCCUCGGCCGACCCCGCAGCUGUCCCGACGACUCCUCUGGCACGACCACUGCGGACGCUCAAUAAUAUCAACUCGGCUCCUCACGUGAUCCAGCUGCAUCCCAACAACUCUCCCAAACUCUCGGGAAAACGGAAAACGGCCGUGGAAUUGCUGGAAGAGUCGAAAGCCUUUUACGUCAAAACGGAGCGGAUACUGGAUCGAAAACAGGAGCUGCCGCACUACAGUCCGGGCGACCGGCUGCUAUUGCUGCAGCACCACCCCAACCGCUCGCCCAUGCUGAGCUUGCCGUCGGCCCGCAUCCGUGAGCACCAUCACGUGUUUCCGGCCGUGACGGCGGCCAUGACGACACUUCUUCCGCACCAUCAGUUCCACCUCCAGCAGCAGCAGCAGCAGGAAAACACCACCACGGCCGCCAACAGCGAGCCCAUUGGGGUCUACGGAAAUGGAAGCGGCUCCGGCGGCACCCGAACGCGCGAGGGCUACUACACGACGCCGCCGGUCGAGAAACGACGCCUGUCCAUCCGCAAAGACAAUCCACUGCCACUGAAUGUGACAGCCGUCAAACGCUUUCUCAGCCGGCCCGGAUCGACGGAGGAGAACCUCCAAGUCCGCAAGCUGGUGCCUUCGAAAAGCACUUGCCGCCUGAUUGGCUUUUUCGAAUCGUCGGCCGGCAAAACGGGGACAUUGACGUCGUCUUCCAGCGGAGGAGGCGGAAGCAGCGGAGGCCUCAGCCCCAACGGAGGAGCCAGCAACAAGAAAAUGAGGACGCGCAUCACUUUCUCCGAAGUGUUGCCGUGCAUUUGUCAGAGCAAUCAGCCGCCCGAGUUGCCGCACCGCAUGAACAAAAACAAUCCAUCACCUCCUCCGCCCAUUCCGCCCAAAAGUCCGGCGCUCAACGCCAAACUUCGGCUGCUAAGUCAAGAGCAAAGUCUUCACCAAAUCACGCCGGCCGCCGCUGGCGGACGCGUCAACUCUUUUUCGGUCGCUUCCGGAUCGAAACCGCCGCCGCGCCAGCCGCACCAGCCGCCAUCGUUGACUCUGCCGCCGCAAUCCGCCGUUGUCGCCGUUAUGAAGUCGCAGGCGGCCACUUUUCGGCGCAUUCAGAGCGAGGAAGCGCCGACCAGUCUGAUGAUCCUGCCCGUCUCGGAAGCGGUUCAAACGCAGCGCAAUCUGCUCCUCCGCAAUCCCAUCUUGCACAAAUCGCUUCCGGAUUUGAACUCGCCCAAGAACGCCAAGCGCGGACGAGGUGGAGGAGUGCGCGGUGGCAAAAUCCGUUCGGCUUCCACCGACCUGGAAAGUUGCAGCGACGGCGAAUCCGGCGGAAGUAGCCGGAUGAGUCGCAGCAGCAGCGUUCACUUGGAUUCGGGAUCCAACAGCUCUGAUGAGUCUUCCAAUGAAAGCGAAACUCCGUUCAGUCGGCCAGACGCUGGCGGCCGAGGAAGUGUCGGGGCCAGCCGGAGCGAACGGGCCACCACCUCCGACUACGCCAGUCGUUCGCCCAGUUUCAAAUACGAAACUACCAGUCUUGUCCAGACUAGUCAAACCUGGACUCUGCCUCCGCCCUGGCAGGACGAUAGCGGAGUGGAUCCAUCGGCGGCCGAGAGCUCCACCGUCGAACUGCCGGCCCCCGAUCAAGUGAGGCGCAAAGCGAUUCUGCGCUCCAAAUCGGAUGUCGGCCCAUCUCGUUUCGCCCCUGACCUGCUUCCGGCCGUUCCGCCGGAAUUCACCGGUGACGUUCCGCUGGACUUGGACCAAUUUUUCGACACCAUCGGCCAGCACGGGAAAUUGUCGUCUGUGGAAGUGAUGAUCGACAAUUCCGGCCGAUCGUCGCCCGUCUAUUUCUCGAGCGUCAGUUCGGUCGACUCUUAUUGCAAGCGACGCCACGUGGACAAUUUGUACGAGAGUAGCGACUCGGAAGACAUGGCCGCCACUCUCCAGCGACGCUUGUUAGGGAGUCAACCGGGAAUGGGCGAGCCGUCGAUCGUGGAACGCAACGCUCGAAUCAUCAAAUGGCUCAUCAAGUGUCGCAACGUGCCGGUCGUCAGCCAGGCCUCGUUUCCUUCUUCCGGUUCGACCGGUCAGCUGUCCAAAUUGGCUGGUGCUGUGGCUGCUGCCGCUCAUCCUCAUCCUCCGCCGCUGUUAUCCAUGCUGCCGCCACCUCGCAGCAGUAGCGCUCACAUGCCCGGCAAGCCGGUCGUCGCCGCACCACAACCAGCCUAUUACGGACAGAGCACACGAUUGUAGUCGCGACUUAGCUGCUCCUGCUCUUGUUGUUGUUGUUGUUCUACCAGGUGGUGGCAAUGGUGGCGGUGGUCAUUUGUUUCUUAUUUUUUGAAGGUUUUUCACGUUGACAUUCGAAAACAAGAAAAAAGGAGCGACGGACGCCUCUGGUUGGAUCGAAAGUGUCGCGCUAUUUCCCUUUUAUCCACCCCCGCAACGUUGUCUCCUUCUCUCUCUCUCGUAAUCGAUCUGUAUAUUUCCCCCCCGUUUGGUGUUUUUGUCUCCUUUUUCUGUCGGUGGAAACUAGUCGUUGACAUGGCAACUCCAGCCCCCCUCCCCCCUAAAGUGCAUCACACACACACACACACACAUCCCUUUACUACUACCCCCCGAAGUCUGGUGUCCUUCAACGUGUAAU